AUGCUGUACACCAACAUGAUAGUGAAUGUGACGAUACACCACUGCGCCGACACGGUGGGUGGUCUCAGCCUGGCCGUUUACCAGCUGGUGCUGCUGUUCGGGGCGCCGGGCGUGCUCAUGCUCUUCUGCUACAGCUGCGUCAUUGUCGAACUCUGGAAGAGCACGCGCAGCAUGCAGGUCCUCACCAACAGCAUCAGCACAAACAGAAUUUCCAGCCGUCAAGAGAACACAUUGGCAGCCUCACAAAGCAGCAGACACACAGUGACUAGAAGACGAAACAGGGCUGACACAGCACGCGCCACAAGGAAGCAGGUCAUCAAAAUGCUGAUUUUGGUAGUAGUACUUUUCCUCCUAUGUUGGGGACCAAGAAUAAUAAUGAACAUGCUUACUAAAAUUGGUCUACAAAGUUUUACUCCAACUGAGUACACAAUGAGGGUUGUGUUCAACAUCCUGCCAGUCAUUCAUGCUUGCUUUAAUCCAGUUGAGGCAUGA
This is a messenger RNA of Schistocerca serialis cubense, 492 nucleotides long. Its product is annotated as cholecystokinin receptor type A-like. The coding region runs from base 1 to 492 and encodes 163 amino acids. Gene Ontology annotation, biological process: neuropeptide signaling pathway. Gene Ontology annotation, molecular function: neuropeptide receptor activity. Lineage: Eukaryota; Metazoa; Arthropoda; Insecta; Orthoptera; Acrididae. The record is from RefSeq and is a predicted model, not a curated record. Gene Ontology annotation, cellular component: membrane. The transcript has 4 exons.